Molecule: messenger RNA, 4511 nt
Organism: Caenorhabditis angaria
Lineage: Eukaryota; Metazoa; Nematoda; Chromadorea; Rhabditida; Rhabditidae
Source: the annotation of a GenBank genome assembly
AUGCGGCUGAUUUUCCUGUCAUCACUUCUACUUUCCCUAGUAGCUGCUGAUCUUUUCACAGCCAUCGCUGAUCUUGAGGUAAGUUCGGAAGCUCAAGAAUUCUAGCCCCUAAUCAAAAUUUUUCAGCACAUGCUUGGAGCUGAAAAAGGUGUGGCAAAUGUGAUCGAUGACUACAUUGUAGCCGAGCAAAAGCGGUUGAAUGAUUUGCGAAAAUACGCGGAAGAAUACACUUCCAGAAAUCUACACGCUGAAAAUGUUGGUCCCGAAUUCGUGACAAAUCCAAUCAACGCAUAUUUAUUGAUUAAAAGAUUGACGACUGAAUGGAAAAAAGUCGAAAAUAUUAUGUUGAAUAAUCGAGCUGAAGGAUUUAUCAAAAAUAUUACUGAAACGCGGUCGAAGAGUUUGGUGAAGUUUCCGGGAGAAGAUGAUUUGAGUGGAGCUGCUGUGGCGUUGCUCAGAUUACAGGAUACUUAUAAAUUGGACACGGCGGAUUUGUCGAAUGGAAUUAUUGGUGGAGAGAAGGUUGGUUUGAGCGACGCAGAGAAAAUAGAGCUGGAGGGCUAGAGAACAUAGGUUUUUAGAGAAUGCAGAGAAGCUAUACAGUUAGAGACGCAGAGUGAAAUAAGCUAUAUAAUCUCUGCCUUUAGUUGUCUAGCCGGAGAGUUAGAGACACAGAGGAAAAUACACUCGCUUCGCUCGAGACGCUUCGCGCAAGCUAGAUAGAGAUCAUAGGAUUAUGAGGGACGCAGAGAAGCUAGAGCUUCUCUAUUUCUCUGAUGUAUAGCUGUAAGAUGGCUAGAGACGCAGAGGAAAAUGAGCUAUAGUAUCUCUAUGUCCCUAUUCGUCUAGCCGAAGGGCUAGAGACGCAGAGAAGCUAGAGUUUCUCCGUUUUUCUAGUCGUCUAACUGCUACAUGGUUAGAGACGCAGAGAAGCUAGAUGUUACAUUAGCUGAAGGGCUAGAGACGCAGAGGAAAAUGAGCUAUUGUUAAAGUGAGCUAUAGUUUCUCUGUUUCUCUAGUCGUCUAGCUGCUAGAGACGCAGAAGGAAAUAAGAUAUAGUAUCUCUGUUUCUCUAGUCGUCUAGAUACGGUAAGAGACGCACAGAGGAAACCUAGCUAGAGAUCAUAGGAUUUUGAGAGACGCAGAGAAGCUACGGUUUCUCUGUUGCUCUUGUUGUCUAGCUAUAUAGUUAGAGACGCAGAGAAGCUGCUAAAUUGCAAAUUUUUUGAGCCUCUCACGAUUUCUGAAAAACUGUAAUUUUUCAAAAAUUAAUAAAUUGGCGUGAACUUUUUUCACGUGGGCAUUUCAAUCAAAAAAUGUUCAUUUUUAAAUUUCAGGUUUCGAACAAACUCAAUGGACACGAUACUUUUGAAGUUGGACGAGCUGCUUAUAAUCAAAAAGAUUAUUAUCAUUGUUUGAUGUGGAUGCAAGUUGCGCUAAAUAAGGUGAGCCUUCUUUUAAGAUGAGCAAGCUUCAUAUCCCUAAUCUCUAAAUUUCCAGAUCGAAAACGAGAAUCCAAAAUCAGUGGAAGAAUCUGAAAUCCUCGAAUACCUUGCCUAUUCUUUGUAUCAACAAGGAAAUGUGAGAAGAGCUUUGGCUUUGACAAAAAGAUUGGCAAAAAUCUCGCCAAAUCAUCCAAGAGCAAAAGGAAAUGUGAAAUGGUAUGAGGAUAUGUUGCAAGGAAAAGAUAUGCAAGGAGAUUUGCCACCAAUUGUUAAUAAGGUGGGUUUGGGAACUUUUUCAAGGGGAUUUGGGUUUCUAGAUUUUGUUGAAGCUGAGUUUGUCUUUUCCAAAAUUCUGCAAAAGUUCGAAGUUUUUCAAGUUAUUUUCUUGAAGUUCAGAUUUUCAGAAUCUUGAAUUCGUGAUCUUGAAGUCCAAGAAUCGUUAGAAUCUCGGAUCUUGAAGUUCACAGAAUCUCGAAUUCGUGAUCUAAAAAUUCAGAAUCGCAAAUUUGGGAUCUUGAAGUUCACAUAAUCUUGAAUUUGAGAUCUUGAAAUUCAGAAUCUUGAAAUUGAGAUCUUGAGGUUCAGAAUCUUGAAUUUGGGAUCUUAAGGUUCACAAAAUCUCGAACUUGAGAUCUUGAAGUUUUGAAUCUUGAAUUUGAGAUCUUGAAGUUCAGAACUUCAGAAUCUCAAUUUUUCCAGCGCGUCGAAUGGGACGGAAUCGUCGAACGUGACGCCUACGAAGCUCUCUGCCGCGGUGAAAUUCCACCAGUCGAACCGAAAUGGGCCCACAAAGUUCACUGCUAUCUCAAGGUAUAUCUAACUUAGCUCAACUUCUAACAUGAUGUGGCAAAGUUUGUUCCACGUCAUAGCUCAUUUCAGAGUUGAGCUGGAAUUCUUCAAUCCAAAAUCAAUUUUUUUCCAGCGUGACCGUCCAUUCUUGAAACUCGCUCCAAUCAAAGUCGAAAUCCUGCGCUACGAUCCAUUGGCUGUUUUGUUCAAAGAAGUCAUCAGUGACUCUGAAAUUGCUGUAAUUAAAGAGCUGGCCUCACCAAUGGUAAGCCAGAUUUUCAGCCAAAGCACAAAAAAAUUUCCAGUUAGAACGUGCCACUGUAAAAGCGGCCGAUGGUAGUUUGGUUACUGUAGAUUAUCGUAUAGCGAAAAGGUGAAAAUUAAAAUUUUGGAUGUUUGGGGAAGUUCGAGGCUUGAGGAAUUUUGUUAUGACGUGGCAAAGUUACUGUAACUUUUUUUUGGAAUUCUGAUUUUAGUUUAAAAUUUUCAGAAAUGAUUCUGAAUUUCUGCCACGUCAUAGCUAAGUUCUCCGAACUCCCCUUUCGAGUGAAUUUUGAAUUUGAAUUUUAAGUUGGUGUUCCCUUUGAAGUGACCCUUUUUGAGUUAUCCUAAAUCCUCUCUUCCAAGUGUGCCUUCUUUUUAGCUCAAACGUGCCACAGUUCAAAAUUCGAAGACUGGAGAACUUGAACAUGCGACUUAUCGAAUCUCCAAAAGGUUUGUCUUUUUUAAAGCCUGGUUCAGUUUUUUUCAGUUGUUGUGGAUUUUUCACCAAAAAUUUUUACCCAACUUUCCAACCAAAAUUAUUUUCAGCGCUUGGUUGAAAGGCGAUUUGUCACCGGUUAUUGAUCGAGUCAAUCGGAGAAUUGAGGAAUUCACAAAUUUGAAUCAGAAAACAUCGGAGGAACUUCAGGUGGCGAAUUAUGGAUUGGGUGGACAUUAUGAUCCACAUUUUGAUUUUGCUAGAGUGAGUUAGGGAAUAUGCGCUCUAUUGGGAAAAUGUCUGUGUCUCUAGCUAGAGGGUUGGAGAAGCAGAGCAAUAGUGUCUCUGGUCGUCUAGUUUGAUGGCUAGAUACGCAGAGGGAAUACACUCGCUCCGCUCGAGCUAGACAGCUAGAGACGCAGCUAAUCUGGAGUUUCUCUGGUCGUCUAGCUUCUAUACGGUUAGAGACGCAGAGGGAACACACUCGCUCCACUCGAGCGGCUUCGCGCAAAAGAGAAACUAGAGUGUCUCUAGUUGUCUAGCUGCUAGAGAUACAAUUUUCAGAGACGCAGAGAAUUGAGAGUGUCUCUAGUUAGCUGCUAGAGACGCAGAGAAAAAUGAACUAUUGUUCUAGAAUUUCUCUGUGCCUCUGAUCGUCUAACUGCUAGACAGCUAGAGACGCAGAUAAACUCUGGUUUCUCUGGUCUUCUAGCUUCUGUUUGGUUAGAGACGCAGAGAAGCUAGAGCCUUAAUGGAGUGCCUCUGGUCGUCUAACUGCUAGACAGCUAGAGACACAGCUAAGCUCUAGUUUCUCUGCGUCUCUAGUCGUCUGCUAUCUAGAGACGCAGACACUUCCAGAAUCUCCCCCCUCAAAAAAUUCUAGAGAAAUGUAUCGGAGCCCUAUUCUUCGGGAAACGGUAACCGCAUCGCUACCGCCUUGUUCUACGUAAGUUUCCGCAUCCCCGAAUGAUUUUGUGAUUUUUAGAAAGAGGAGAAAAACGCGUUCAAAACUCUGAAUACCGGAAAUCGAAUCGCCACUGUUCUAUUCUACGUAAGCCACACUUUUUUCCUUGAUUGCUGUUGUUCGGAUAAGUUCUGCCUGUUUUUUUGAGUGAUUUUCCCGUUUUUUUCUUAAGUUUAUGGAAAAAUUGUGGAUAGGUAGAACUUUUUUCGAAAUUCAGCCCCAGAAAAUUUUUGUGAUCACAAAAAAUUUGCAGAUGUCACAACCUGAAAGAGGCGGUGCCACUGUAUUCAAUCAACUGGGAACCGCAGUUUUCCCGUCGAAAAAUGACGCGCUUUUCUGGUAUAAUUUGAAACGUAGUGGAGAUGGUGAUUUGAGAACUAGACAUGCUGCUUGUCCAGUGCUUUUGGGUGUUAAAUGGGUAGGUUAACGACCUUAAUGACCAAGUUAAGGGCCUUAAGGACCUUAGAAUUACCCUAAAAUCGCUAUUUCUAUUUAGGUCUCUAACAAAUGGAUUCAUGAACGUGGUCAAGAAUUUACACGACCUUGCGGACUUCACGAGGAUGUUCAGGAGAAUUUCAUUGGAGAUUUGGCACCACUUCCAAACGAUCCAUAG